Molecule: messenger RNA, 738 nt
Organism: Acanthosepion pharaonis
Lineage: Eukaryota; Metazoa; Mollusca; Cephalopoda; Sepiida; Sepiidae
Source: the annotation of a GenBank genome assembly
AUGCACUUACUACUCCUCUCUUCUCUCUUUAUCUCUCCUCCCACCUUUUUUCCUUGCUCACAUCUUUCACCUUCUUUUAUGUUAUGUCUUGUCUCUCUCAUCCUCCUGCUCUAUUUUUUCUCUUUCACUCAUAUUAUGGACCCUAUUUUUCUGCUUGUGGUCUAUAGAGUUUUAAUAUUUUUCCCUUUCUGUCUUUUUAAAAGGUUCCUCAGAUUUCCAGAUCUAUCUCUAAUUCCUUUUGUCUUUGUUCUACCCUCCUCCCAUCAUAAUAACUCUUUCCCCCUUUUCCCUUCCAACUUAUAUUAUCAGGUUUAUUAUCCACCUCACUUUUUAAAUUUCUCUAUUCUUUUCUCAGCUCUUCUUUCAAUUACCCAUUUUAUUAUUCUCCCACCAUUUUUAAAUAUUUUUAUUCUUUUCACUCCUUGUCAUUUCACCAUUAAUUUUAUGAUCUUUCCUCCUUUUAUAAAAUUUUCUUUUCCCUCUUCCUUCUACUAUGAAUUUUAUUAUCCUCUCUCCCAUUUUAAAUAUUUUUAUUCUCUUCACUCCUCUUCCUUUCACCAUCACUUUUAUUAUUCUCACUCCAUUUUUAAAUAUUUUUAUUCUUUUCACUCCUCUUCCUUUCACCAUCAGUUUCAUUACCCUCCCUCGCUUUUUAAAUAUUAUUAUUCUCUCCUUUUCCUUGUACUGACUGAAUUUCUGAUACAAAACUUUACUAAUCAUAACCAGUUUUUUUUAUGA